Molecule: messenger RNA, 1388 nt
Organism: Heterocephalus glaber (naked mole-rat)
Lineage: Eukaryota; Metazoa; Chordata; Mammalia; Rodentia; Bathyergidae
Gene: Mettl27
Product: methyltransferase like 27
Molecular function (GO): S-adenosylmethionine-dependent methyltransferase activity
Source: RefSeq, a predicted model, not a curated record
GAGGAGAAAGCGGGAAUGUAGCUCAGUGUGAAGGCUCUGGCUUCCUCAGAUCCACUAGAUGAAUUUCAAGCUCUCAACAGCCGCUUGCUAUGAGACAUUCCCAUGAUCGAUGGUGGUGCUAAGGGAUUCUUCCUAGUCUGGAGGAGGGACAAAAGCCUUGAGAUGAUUGGCUGGUGCUAGAGGCGUGGUGUCAAUGCUUGGCUUUGAUUGGGCAUUUUGUCUUAAUGGAAACCAACCAUCAUCGAGGGCAUCUGGGCGUGGCUAGGUUUACUGUGAGGCCCUGCCCCAAGUUCCGGAGCCCACUGACCCCUGGCGGGUUAGAUCCUGGUCGAGUCCUGACCGUCUGCCCCCUUAUACACCGUUCCGCUCUGCAUACAACUCUGCAUGCGACCCCAUCCCCGACCACGGAGUGAAGGGCGGUCGGGCAAGUCUCCCUCCCACCCCUGAGUGAGGGGCAGUCGGGCAGGUCUCCCUCCCACCCCUCCCUCCCUACUCCUUCCCCCUCAUGCCAGUCCUGCAGCCCUCUGUGAACUGGGCUGGCGGUGGGGGAGCAGGAGGCUGAUGUGGGCCUGGGGACAGGGAGGUGGUGUCCCCAUAGGAGGAUGGCCCAGGAGGAGGGUGAGGCUGAGGUGCUGGAACGGGUUGGGGCCUCGAAGGGCAUCACAGACCUGGCCCGAAAGCUCCAGUUUUAUGACCCUUGGGCUCCUGACUACGACCAGGAUGUGGCUGCUCUGCCGAACCGUGCACCCAGCCUCGCCGUGGACUGCCUUACCCGAGCCCCCCCCCCACCCCACACAGUCCUAAUCCUGGAUGUGCCCUGUGGUAGGGGCCUGGUGGCUGCUGAGCCACAGGGUCGGGGCUUCCUGCAGCUGCAUGGGGUGGACGGGAGCCUGAGGAUGCUGGACCAGGCCCGGGCCUGUGCCCUUUACCAGCAGCUCAGCCUCUGCAUCCUGGGCCAGGAGCCUCUGCCCAGCCCUGAAGAGGCCUUAGACGCAUUGUUGGUGAUAGGUGCCCUCGGUAACCGCCAGGUGCCCUGCACUGCCAUUUCAGAGCUCCCACGGGUCACCAAGCCAGACGGGCUGGUGUGUCUGACCACCAGGACCAACCCGUCCAACCUUCUGUACAAGGAGGCUCUGGAGGCCACCCUGGACCAGCUGGAGCGGAUGGUGGCCCAGCCUGUGGACCACUGGGAACUGGCCACCUCCACCCUCAAGGUGGUGCCUGCCACCUGUGUCAAGGAUGGCUUCAUCUUGGGCAUCAUCUACCUGUACUGGAAGUGGGGGUGAGGCCCGGCCCCCAGCCCGAGGCUGGCUCUGAUCCUCUGUGCCCAACCCUGCCCCUCAGAAAUGCUCUGCCUAUUAAAGGGACCCCCAGAAGGGAUGAGAAGA